This is a messenger RNA of Myxozyma melibiosi, 2069 nucleotides long. RefSeq lists its product as uncharacterized. The record is from RefSeq and is a predicted model, not a curated record. The transcript has a single exon. The coding region runs from base 98 to 1702 and encodes 534 amino acids. NCBI's taxonomy places the organism in Eukaryota, Fungi, Ascomycota, Lipomycetes, Lipomycetales, Lipomycetaceae.
UUAUUUCUCGUCCUUUGACAUGGCUGUUUUUCGUUGGGUAUAAAGGGAUAGGAAGGAAGGAAGGAAGGACACGUCGGCUAGUUUCUGUUUCUUUCCCAUGUUUUUUUUUUCUUUUUGUCUUUGUCUUUGUUGUUGUUUUUUGUCUAUUAUUUUCGGCGGUUUAAUUCGGAUACAUAAACUCAUGGACGGAGCUAAUAAAGUACAAUUUCAUCAUAUUUACUCUUCUGUAGACUGGUCUCUGAACAGCCAAAACAAACAAAAAGUCCACUUUGCUCACCCAAACUCACCUUCGCCACCGUCGCGACCACUUUUGCCUUUCCCGAUCACCCGCAAAGUCACCUUCCUCCGCCCUCGUCGCGUCCCCGGCUCUUUAUUUACUAUUUACACCGUAAACAAAUCCGACGCGUCCUCGGCCCCGUCCUUCUCGCAGCCUGCCAUGGCUCUCAGCCGCGACCGCUCGCCACCGCCCGCCGAGGUCCCUAUCGACCCGCACAUGCUCUAUCACCACCCGCAGCACCCUUCCUCUCUUUCGACACACCACCACGCUACCGACGAUGAGGAGGAGGACGACGACGACGACGACAGCGACCAGAACGGUCACGGAACCGGCAACCCCGACAACGCCGCCGUCGAAGCCCUGCUCGGAAACCACCACCACCACAUCCACCACCACGACCCCUCCUCAUUCCUCGACGAGCUCCCGACUUCACACACGCGUCCGCCCCGGCACCCGGACGCAAUGGUCCCCGCCAUCCUCCGCCAGCGCCCAAAGUACGUCGAAACAGAGCACGUCGUCGUCUACCACUGCCCCGUCACCGACUGCCCGACCAAGACCUACGCCCAGCGCGGCCGCCGCGCGAUCCUGCGCCAUCUCCGCUCGCGCACCGACGACGCCCACGUCGCCGCGCUCGAGCACUUUUCCCAGUCCCGCAGCGCGAUGACGAAGCAGGAGCGCUCGCGCAAGACCUCGCGCACGUACCGCGAAAAGAACCUCAAGGAAGCGCAGGAGCGCGCGGCGCUCGACGGCGCGCCGUACCUCGCGCCGCUGUAUAACCCGCUGCUGGUCAAGAAGCACGAGGCAUACGUGCGCAAGAAGAUCAAAACCGUGCUGGACUCGAUCCCGAAGCCGUCGUGGCCGGUCGCGCCAGGUCUGUCGGCGGCCGAUGCGGCAGUGAACGCGCUGCUGCAGCAGCACGCGGCGGAGAUGCAGACGAACGUGCUCUGGAUCCUGCAGGAGAUGGACAACUGCGUGUAUUUCCCUCCCGGCGCUGAUAUCCCUGCCAUGUUAUCCGGCGAGGGAGGCGAGUACUACCGCCGCCGUCUGCGGGAGCUCGAAGAACGGCUGCCGUCGCGGGUAGCGCAGAUCCGAGCAGCGGCCGUACAGCUCGAUAGUCCCGGGGCGCUUACCCGCGCGAGCGUCGAGUUUCAAGUAUGGAAAAAAACCGACGACAUUCAGCGCGCGAAGCGGCAGCUCGAUCGCGAGCGCUACGAGCAGGAGACAGAGGAAGCGGCGCGACGGAUUGAGGAGUGGGAACGCGAGCGGACGAAGGAGGGGAUCGAGGAGAAAGUCGAGGAGGAGAUGAGGAAAUGGAAGGAGCAGAUGACGGAAAAAUUGAGAGAGCAGUGGAGGCAGAAGGAUCCGUUGAUGGCCGAGCAGGAGACGAUUGCUGUUGCUGCUCUUGCGGUCCGGCAACAGGAGUGAUUUAUAGAUUUCUUGUUGUUUUCUAUUUUGUAUAUUUUGGGAUAUCUGGAGCAUGGCGUAUUGAUGGUUUACUAAUUUCAAAUUGAUUCAUAAAUAGUCCUUGAAUAGACUGUAAAUUCACAUUGACAAACUGAUACAACAAAACAGAGGAAUAAAGAAAAGGAAAAAAGAAUGCUUGAUAGAUUCAAAGAGACUUGCACUCGCGCUCUCGCGCGCUCAGUAUCAGUCAAUAUAGACUAAUUCCUCUAAUCCCACCCUAUUCAUGGCCGCACCACAAAAUACAUAACUCAUAGUCUUUCGUCAGAUAGACAAUUCCUGCUCGAGGGCAGUUGAAUACAAGAACGAGAAGGUCAAACGGUGCUGAACA